CCUCAUAUAUAUAUAUUCAGGAUACAUAAUUUACCAUUCCUUCUGGUUCAGGAUUGGUUAAGGAUCUUACACGUGUCUUGUAUUCGGGUCUUUAAAUUUGCCCAAGCUGGUGGGCUAAUAAUGCUGGUGCUCAGUCUGGUCUUUUACACCUCUGUUAAGAAGACAUAGCAAGGAGUGAAAAAUAAGAUUUCAACAAUGAAGUCUUUAUUUGGCGGUCUCCUCUUCUGCUUCUCCCUCUUGGCGGUUCAAGUUCAUGGAACUAAUUUCAGGUUUUAUGGCUAUGAGCCACAGAGGAUUUCUGCAGCUAUCCCGUACACCAGUCCUGUCCAAGCAGCUCAGAAUGCCAUUAGUGCAACAGGGAUACAGUGCAAGAGCCGCCCCUUGGACCUGGUCUUAAUAAUCGACAGCUCCCGCAGUGUGCGUCCAGGGGAGUUCGAGAAAGUUAAGAUCUUCAUUUCAGACAUGAUCGACACCUUGGACAUUGGCCAGUAUGCCACAAGAGUGGCAGUCAUAAACUAUGCCAGCACGGUCAAAAUUGAGUUCCACCUCAAGACCUACUUUAACAAAGUAGAUAUGAAGCAGGCUGUGUCCCGGAUCAAGCCCCUUUCGACAGGCACCAUGAGUGGCUUGGCCAUUCGGACUGCCAUGAACGAGGCUUACACAGAGGAAGCUGGAGCACGGCCGCGGUCCCAGAAUAUCUCCAAGGUGGCCGUCAUUGUGACAGAUGGGCGGCCGCAGGACAAGGUCCAGGAGGUGUCAGCCCAGGCCAGGGCCUCUGGAAUGGAGAUCUAUGCCAUUGGUGUGGACCGGGCCGAUAUGCAGUCCCUGAGGCUGAUGGCCAGCACGCCUCUGGAUGAGCAUGUCUUCUAUGUGGAGACCUAUGGUGUGAUAGAGAGGUUCACCUCCCAAUUUAGGGAGACACUAUGCGGUCUGGAUAUUUGCUCCCUUGAAACCCAUGGAUGUGAACAUAUUUGCGUGAGCACCACAGAUUCCUAUUACUGCAAGUGUAAGGAUGGGUAUAUCUUGAAUGAAGACAAGAAAACGUGCUCAAGUCUGGAUAUUUGCUCCCUUGAAACCCAUGGAUGUGAACAUAUUUGCGUGAGCACCACAGAUUCCUAUUACUGCAAGUGUCACGAUGGGUAUAUCUUGAAUGAAGACAAGAAAACAUGCUUAAAAGAAGUAAAGGCAGUCGUGACUGUUGACCCAUGCAAGUGCGAGUCACUCUUGCAUUUCCAGAAGACGGUUCAGUCUACCAUACAAUCCCUGGCCAGCAGACUAGAAGAAAUGACAAAAAGGGUGCAACAAUACGAAGAAAGGGUGCCGCACGUCUAGAGCAUGAAGAGCCAAGUGUUUUCCCAGGCAUCAGCGGGAAGAUCAGUUUCAUUGAGCAAAGUUUAGUUGCCUCAUACUUUUGUGGUCGGAUUCCAUGAAACUGUCGCUAGCGAUGCACCCAUUUAUAACCAUCCAAAUACACCCAUGCCAUUUUAUUCUUCACAGUACCUGUAAACAUUACAAUUGCAACAUGCUGUCUAAAAGUUUGAAAAGCGUACCACUGAUUACACUAGAUAUAUGAAAUCAAAAACAAUACAAACAAGUCAGGUGGUGUUUAAACGUACUAGAAUAAAGCUUAAUAAAGGCUAUUGCUAUUCUACAUCAGAUUCAUAGGACACUAUGUGACAUUCUGUGUACAUAUAUAUUGUACACACAUCUGUGCAAAGCUCACCUGGGGAUUACUCUUAGAUUUGGCACAAGUAAUGAAUUUGUAAUAUUUUUGUAUCAAUAUGGUAAGCAUUUUAUUUGUAAGCUUUGAGUAGUUUUUAUUUAAAUGUAAAAUGAGAGUGUUGAUAGAUAUACAUUUAAA
Polyodon spathula (Mississippi paddlefish) is the source of this 1861-nucleotide messenger RNA. RefSeq names its product matrilin-3-like. Gene Ontology annotation, molecular function: calcium ion binding. NCBI's taxonomy places the organism in Eukaryota, Metazoa, Chordata, Actinopteri, Acipenseriformes, Polyodontidae. The record is from RefSeq and is a predicted model, not a curated record. Bases 196 to 1332 code for a protein of 378 amino acids. The transcript has 6 exons.